UCCUCUGCCCAUUUGAUUGUUCUACUUGAUUAUAUCUUCAUUCUAACCACUUUGAAGAGCGCACGGCUAAUUGAACGGUACAAUAUCACGGUGCAUGCAAUAUUGCACACGUAAUACGCGUAUAUUAUCGUAAUUGUACCGAGGUUGACGUUUCGUUCUGUGACGAGGAGCUCUACUGCUUAUCAACCUAACAGAGUCGCACAACCAACAAUGGCUAAGACUGCGUACGACCGGUGAUAAUGAUUAUGUAAAAUUCCCAGACAUGCGAAUUAAUGUGUUUUUAACGAACAUGACAGGUGGCUUAUAAAUAUCCGUUCUCUCAUCAGCGCCGAGCACGAAAGCGAGAGUGAACGACGUGCACGUAUGUAAAGCUCCGCAAUUUCCAUAGCAACCUUAUCUAUCGUGUGCCGUGGUGACAUCGUUCUGCACGCAUUUCGCUUAAAUUGCCGCAACGAUACAUCUCGCGUGACGAUAUCGCUCUUUCCGGACGCUGAUCGGCGGAUGUUUCCUUAUGGACAGCCCGUUCUUUCUCGCGCGCACAUUGACUCUUGGAAAUUGAGGCUUUCCGAUGUGUUCGCAGGCGACCGGACGGCUCUCGGCAGGCGGCAAGUAACAAAGGACCCCAUAAGAACGCCGUAGGAAGGGGCAGCGACAGACCCUCUUCGAGCCCUAUACGUGACGCAUGUUGCGCGCAAGCGUGUGCCGCAAGCGACGAAAACGAGCCGCAUGCGUUAGACGAUAGUUUCGUGUGACACUCGCAGCGACUCGAGUCGCUCGCGAUUCCGGCGAUAGUUCAAUUCCCGUCGGCGAGCACGGAUGAAAUAACGCAAGUCGCAAGCGCCGACUGAGAAUUAUUCCGACUUCCUUACGGUUCUAUUUCAAGAUCACGUCACCGUGACCUCCGCGAACGACCGUGAAAAAUUCUCGCGCGCGCACGUGUGUCCGUGAAACCGCCCCCGGUUUCACGCGGACGGAAAUUGACCGGCGUCUAAUCAGAUCGUCUCUGAAGAGAGAGAGAGAGAGAUAGAGAUAAAGACCGAAGGUUAGCUUAAGUUGCGAUUAACGUUAAUCUACGUGCGUCCGUAUCGGGGAUAAUGAGCGUCUAACAAAAUCUAACGUCACCGAAAGAAGCCGGACAUUUCUUCGACGAGUGACCGAGUGGAAAACGCUCACGUUUUGCGUCCACCGUUGGCCCACCGACAGAGAGUAGCAAACGCUGGAACAAAGGGAGGGGGUGAACGUGUUAUUUGUGGAGAGAUUUAGGAGGGUUCCACGAGCGAUGCAGCCGGGGAGAGACCGCAAGUCGGGCACGGACCAUGGGCCACGGCGAUAGUCGCCAGUUGUUCACGCGUUGUCGAUGCGUGUGCCGCGCCGAGAGAGUGGCUCGUCGCGCGUUUGUUUCUCCGCGAAUCACCGCCGGCCGGUCAGCAUUAUUACGCAACGUGCGGCGUCGUCGUCGUCAUGGAGUAAGCAGUAAGUCGGAGCCGGCAAGUCUCGAUACGGCCGGCUGUGUGCGUGUAUGUGUGUGCAUGUGUACGUCAAACGUCACUGAUCUUCCCGACCGAAAAUCUUUAUUACGCCACGUGCGUCGCAGCGGCGCGAAUCGAGCGCGUCCGGCCAGAGAGAUUGGCGUUGUUCUGACUGAUAAAAAGAUUCUUUCUUUUCUGUUUCAAGAGUGAGAUAAUUCUCCUUCCAAUUGCAGAAAUACCGAGCGGCGACGUAGUGCACGGCCGUGCGUUAUAGUGCGUCCUUUUCCUCCGACGUGGCGGCGGGACACGAAGCGCGGUAAAAAGACCAAAAAUCUCGCCGACGCAGGGCGGUGAGAAGAAAAGAGCGAAUAACAAGUGUCACGUGACGACAUAGUGCACGAUAGUGCGAGCCGUAAUCCUUCCGUUCCGGACAUAUGACUGAGAAUGAGAGACGACAUGAGGAUGAGAGACACGAUCAUCACCCGCGCCGAUGUUUACACGCACGAAAUGCCGAGCACGUCCGACAGCGUGAUAAUGUCAUCCGGGGACUCGUCACCGCCGGCGCAGGCAACGAUAUCCACGUCGGGUUUCGACGUACCGGACGACGCCAGACUGGCGAAAAUCAGCCCGACGACGACGCCUUCGCCUACGACAUCGGCGAAGAUAUCGAAAGCAGCCGACCACGAGACGCUGAACACCGACGUGGAGGCGAUAGAGGAGGCGAUGCCGAUCGUGCAGAAGACCCUUCCCGUGCCGGAAUUGCCGGCGAAAAUCGAGAGGAACGGCUUCGACAUGGACGUGAGGAAGACGCUGGACGAGCGCGAGGAGGACAUGUGCCUGAUCGACUGCAUCUAUUACACGCAACAAUGUUGCAACUGCACGAUACUCUGAGAUUCCCGGGGAUCCCGACUUAAGAAACACCGAAAGGGCGACAAUUUCCUCUUCCUCUUCGCGACUCCGCAAAUCAAUCGAGAGACGCCGCCGUCGGCGCUACAUUUAGGAACUGACACUGCAAUAAUUGGCGCGCGCCGCUAGGACACUUUGUGAUAUACAUACGAGCGACAGUAAGUUUAAUCCUGCGGUGCGACGUGUACAAAAUUUCGUUGAUAUGCGCGCGGAUGCGUACGCACGCGUGAACGUUUGCAGACGCGCGCUCCGUCUCCGGAUUCCGUCGAUAAUCUUCGACAUUAUAUCUCGUGAUAUAUGUGACAUCAAGCGGCGACUGUUCGGUUAAACGUCCGAUGGAAAGUUCGACCGGGGGAAUGUCACGCUGAAUAUUCAUUUCGAAGCGAUCCGAGAGGGCCGCUUAGAUAACGAAACUCGUAUUUUUCGAGCGCGUUUCUCCGCGCGAGAAAUCGCGCGAGGGGAUUUGUCACUGUUGCAACAUGUGCGCCGCGAGUGUACACUGCCACGGCGUCGUAAAAAUCCGCGUCCGAUGCACGGGAGAGACGUCGUAACAGAUACGCGAGUUCAUUCGGUCGCGCGCGCGCGCGUAUUGUUAUAUAGAGGUAAGCCGCACCGCCGCGCUGUAUUCGUCUUCCUCACGACGCUGGACGCCAACGUCAAUGACCGUUGCGUUUGGGAGUACCAACCGCUCGACAAGCGCUCGGGACGCUCGCACUCGCGCCGCGUCUAAUCGGGAUUCGGCGAGAAAUAGCGCGCUGGAAGGACAAAUCUGUAGUAAAUAGUGGACGUGUACAUAUAUAUUCCAUUUGGAAACGAAAAUAAUACAAACAGUAUCAAAACAGUAUUUCUCGUUAUUCGUAUAAGGAUGCGUUUAUUACAAACGAAGAAGUAACCCGAGAACAAUAUCUUCAUUUUAACGCGUCAUCAACUAGAGAAGUAGCGUAUUCUGAUAACAGCGCAGCCGAUGAUUAAAUCGGAUCUUAUUUUGUAAUGCCCGUGUACGUUCAUUCAAUUCGAUCGCUUCCACGAUCGAUGAUGCGCGCGCUCUGUGUCUCACAGUUCUUCCCUUUUUUUCUUUUCCCUUUCGAAUUAACGUGACAACGCACGAACCAGAAGUUUUGACUGGAGGAAACGGGAAAUUUCCCAAGUUCUUAUAAAUUAUAAAUUCGAUUCUUAGAAAUUGGAUAUUCCGUUCCCUCCAACCAAAGCGCGUUUUCGUCCGUUAAUUCAAUCGAACGUUUCUCUUCAUGCUCUCCGAGAUGUUUUACUCAUGAUAUUUCUUGCAUUCCAUUCAAGUGAUCUAUUCAGUCCCAACCACUGAACGAUACUUUGUUCCACGCACUCGCGAGUUCGUCCAUCGAUUUAAUCACCGCCGCGCCUUACCGAUGGCAAACGGGAAUCGCACACAGACGUUUCCCGUAUAUAUUUUAUAUAAAUAUUUAUAUAGAUAUCUUCAGGAAUAUUAUAUAAAUAUUUAUAUUUGUAAUAGAGUCGAAGAUUGCAAGUACACAGUUGUAAUUUAUUAAUAGAUGCAGACUAGAUUAUUUUUGUAGUAAUAUACGGCAUACGGAUUUAGUGUGAAAGUCGACGCUAAACAAUCGUGUCCGUUGUUUUAAAAUCUAUCGCAGUUACGUAUCUUUUAAGAAUUACGUUGGGCGCAACAAAAGCUCGAGAGAAAGAGAGAGAUUUCCGUAAAACAUCGGUAAGUACAAUAUGUGCUGAGAUAUUCCGAUAUUAAUGUUCUCAUCGAUAAGUAAAAAUCAACGGUGUAUUGUGUCCAUAUAAAUCUUUGAAUGUUAUAAUUUAGUAUCUAGAAUGCUAUUUGCGUCUAUCAUUAAUUUAUUAGGUUUAGGAAUUUGGUAGGCGCAGCUAAUGUUACGCGUUCGCUUGGAUCGUCUUUAGCGAUAAACUAAGGGAACAGUAUACUUACGAGGAAUAUCUUUCGACGUGAUAAUUACGUAAUAACAAUCUUUGAAAAAACCUUGCAGUGCGAUGCAUCGUGUUCGCAUAAAUUGAACAUUGAGGAAUAUUCUAUAGUUUAAAAAAAACUGUCCUUUUCAAUUUUUUCGCGGAAAGAAGCCGACCAGGCGAAAAAUCCGUGAAAAAUUGAAAAAAAAACCCGGUUUUUCCCGAGCUUUCAAAACUAUAGAAUGUUCCAAGGAAGAUAGUUCGCCACGCAGUGUGUCAAAUCGUCGCAAUUUUUUGUAUCGCCGCUGUGACACACAACGCUGACUUAUUUAUUGUUGUAAAAGAGGAAUCGCUCUGCCAUAACGAGAGUAUAAACACGUCGUGAGACCUCGAAAGGUUUCUCAGACAUCAUAAAUUUCUAAAAGACGUCUUAAGGACGUCCAAGAUACGUCUAAAAAGAGCCAGACGUCUUUCAGAUGCCUUUUAGCAGUUUGUGCUGCCCGGGUUUAACAGGCUUUCACCGUGGAAGCGUCACGACUGAUCGGGCAUUUAAGAAAUGAUCUCAUGGAGAAUAAGUGCAAUAAAUUUAAUAAACUCA
This is a messenger RNA of Dinoponera quadriceps, 4881 nucleotides long. RefSeq lists its product as uncharacterized. The transcript is spliced from 2 exons. NCBI's taxonomy places the organism in Eukaryota, Metazoa, Arthropoda, Insecta, Hymenoptera, Formicidae. The record is from RefSeq and is a predicted model, not a curated record. Bases 1914 to 2360 code for a protein of 148 amino acids.